Molecule: messenger RNA, 8385 nt
Organism: Sporothrix brasiliensis 5110
Lineage: Eukaryota; Fungi; Ascomycota; Sordariomycetes; Ophiostomatales; Ophiostomataceae
Product: polyketide synthase
Exons: 3
Coding region: 1-8385 (2794 amino acids)
Biological process (GO): fatty acid biosynthetic process; secondary metabolite biosynthetic process
Molecular function (GO): fatty acid synthase activity; phosphopantetheine binding; 3-oxoacyl-[acyl-carrier-protein] synthase activity
Source: RefSeq, a predicted model, not a curated record
AUGGCCAGUCCGGCCGACCCCGUGCCGCCGGUGGCCAUCAUCGGCCUGGGCGGCCGGUUCCCCGGCGAGGCCACCGAUCCGCUGAAGCUGUACGACAUGUGUGCCGCGGGCGCCGACGCAUGGACGGAGGUGCCGGCGUCCCGGUUCAACCACGCGGCCUUUUACCACCCGGACCAGGCCCGCAACGGCGCCACCAACGUCACGGGCGGCUUCUAUCUGCGCGACGACGUGGCCUUUUUCGACGCGCCGUUUUUCGGCAUCACACAGACCGAGGCGGCGUCGCUCGACCCACAACAGCGGCUGCUGCUCGAGUGCAGCUACGAGGCGCUGGAAAACGCGGGCCUGGCGCUGGCGGACGUGGCAGGCUCGGACAUGGGCGUGUUUGUGGGGUCCUUCUGCUUCGACUGGGCCAAGAUGACGCUGCGCGACCCGGACGCCAUCCCGCUGUACCACGCGACGGGCACGGGGCAGGCGAUGCUGGCGAACCGGCUGUCGUACUUUUUCAACCUGCACGGGCCGUCGGUGACGCUCGACACGGCCUGCUCGUCGAGCCUGGUGGCCCUGCACCAGGCCUGCCAGGCGCUGCGCGCCGGCGAGUGCAGCACGGCGCUGGUGGCCGGCGUCAACUGCGCGCUGUGCCACGACUCGCUGGCGUCCAUGAGCAGCAUGGGCUUCCUGUCGGCGGCGGGCCGCAGCUUCACGUACGACCGCCGCGCCGCGGGCUACGGCCGCGGCGAGGGCGUGGCGGCGCUGGUGCUGCGGCGCGUCGACGCGGCCGUCGCGGCCGGCAACAGCGUGCGCGCCGUCGUGCGCAACACGGGCGUCAACCAGGACGGGCGCACGCCGGGCAUCACGUUCCCGAGCGGCGCGGCCCAGGCGGCCCUGAUCCGGCGCGUCUACGCGCAGGCGGGGCUGGACCUGGCCGACACGUCGUACGUCGAGGCGCACGGCACGGGCACGCAGGCCGGCGACCCCAUUGAGGCGCGCGCGCUCGCCGAGACGUUUGGCGCGGUGCGCAGAGACGGGCCCGGGCCCCUCGUGGUCGGCUGCAUCAAGACCAACAUUGGCCACCUCGAGGGCGCGAGCGGCGCCGCGGGGCUCAUCAAGACGGUGCUGAUGCUCGAGCGCGAGACGCUGCUGCCCAACUGCGACUUCCGCGAGGCCAACGACAAGAUCCCGCUGGCCGACUGGCACUUGACGGUGCCGACGCGCGUGCAGGCGUGGCGCGACGCGCUGGGGACGGGGACGACGUCGACGUCGACGACCACAGGGACCACAGGGACGCCGGCGGUCCUCCGCGCCUCCAUCAACGGCUUCGGCUACGGCGGCACCAACGCGCACGUCAUUGUCGAGAGCGCGGCCGACUUUUUGCGCGCACGCGGCAUCGACGGCGGACGCUACGCCUUUUCCCACGGCCGGCCGGCAACACGACACCUGCCGGACCCUCUUGUCCACGACCACGACCACGGCCACGGCCACGAACAUGACCGCCACAGCGCACUGGACGUGCCGGCCGACGCGCCCGACGCGCCCGACGCGCCCUCGCGGUCACCCUCGCCAUCGCCGACGCCGUCCUCGCCCGACUCCGACGGCACGCCCCCGACGACCAACGGCGCCGUGUCGCCCACGUCCGAGACGCACAAGCCCGACGACGCCGCGCUGCCCGUGCCCCAGCUGUUUGUGCUGUCGGCGCACGACGCGGCCGCCGGCAAGGCGCAGGCGGCGCAGCUGGCCGACUACCUCGCGUCAGAGUCCACGGCCGCCGUCGCGGCGGCCGACCCCCGCCUGCUGUCCGAUCUCGCCUACACCCUGAGCACGCGCCGCUCGGCGCUGCCGUGGAAGGCGGCCGUGGCGGCGGCGUCGGCGUCGCAGCUGGCGGCGGCGCUGCGCGACAGCAGCCUGCGCUUCCACCACACGCCAACGGCGCCAGCACAGGCCGCGCCGCGGGUGGGGUUUGUGUUUACGGGCCAGGGGGCGCAGUGGUUCGCCAUGGGCCGCGAGCUGGCGGCGACGAGCGCGGUGUUCCGGGCGUCGCUGGACCGCAGCGCGGCGAUCCUGGCGUCGUCGACGAUGCAGGCGGACUGGUCGCUGCACGACGAGCUGCUGCGGCGCGACGCGGCCACGACGCGCGUCAACGAGCCGGCCGUGAGCCAGCCGCUGUGCACGGUGCUGCAGGUCGCGCUGGUCGACCUGCUGCGGUCGUGGGGCGUCGCGCCGGCGGCCGUGGUCGGCCACUCGAGCGGCGAGAUUGGCGCGGCCUACGCGGCGGGCCUGCUGAGCCAGGAGGCGGCCGUGGCCGCCGCGUAUUUCCGCGUGCCGCUCGACUCGGCCGCCGCCGACGCGUGCCGCGGCGGCAUGGUGGCGCUGGCGUGCGACGAGGCGACGACGCGCGGGCUGCUCGCGGGCCUGCGCCGCGGCACGGCCGUCAUCGCCUGCUACAACAGCCCGCAGAGCUUCACGGUGUCGGGCGACGACGCCGCCAUCGAGGAGCUCGCGGCCGCCUGCACGGCCGCGGGCGUGCGCCACCGCACGCUCGUCGUCGGCUUCGCCUACCACUCGCACCGCAUGGCCGCGGCCGCCGAGGCGUACCGCGCGCUGCUGCAGGCCAACGAGACGGUCGUCGGCGCGUUUGCCGAGCCGGUCGUCGCCGCCGACAGCGCGCGCGCCGUCGAAAUGUACUCGUCCGUCACCGGCCGCAAGCUGCAGCCCGGCGCGCUGACGCUCGACUACUGGGUCGAGAACCUCGUGAGCCCCGUGCGCUUCACCGAGGCGCUGACGGCGCUGUGCUACGAGGCGCAGGCGGCGGCGGACACGGCUGCCGAGCCGCCCCGGGCAGCCAGAGCCCGCGUCGACGUGCUCGUCGAGGUCGGCCCGCACGCGGCGCUCGCCGGCCCCAUCCGCCAGAUCCUGCAGACGGAGGCGCCGCUCAGCAAGAUUGGCGUGCUGUCGAUGCUCCGCCGCGGCCAGGACGCCACCGCGACCGCGCAGCAGCUGGCCUGCGCGCUCGUCGAGCGCGGCGUCGCGGUCGACGUCGCGGCCGCCAACGCCGAUGCGCGGCGGGAAGGGUCGGCCUCGUCGACGGCGCUUCCCCUCGUCGACCUGCCGCCAUACCCCUGGAACCACAGCACCGCCUACUGGGCCGAGCCCCGCGACAGCAUCCGCUACCGCCAGCGCGCGCACGGCCGCCACGACCUGCUGGGCGCGCCCGUGCGCUUCGGCAGCCCGCUCGAGCCGCGCUGGCGCCAGUGGAUCCGCACGGCCGAGACGCCCUGGGUGCGCGACCACCGCGUGCAGGGGCUGGUCGUGUACCCGGCGGCCGGCUACAUUUCCAUGGCCAUUGAGGCGGUGCGGCAGGUGGCCACGGCGCAGGUGGCCGCGGCGGCCAUUGCCUCGUACGAGCUGCGGGACGUGUCGCUGGGCCAGGCGCUCAUUGUGCCCGAGGGCCGCGACGAGGUCGAGGCGCUCGUCAGCCUGCGGCCGCAGACGGAGAGCGCCAUGGACAGCUCGACGCACUGCCGCGGCCGCAUUGCGGUGCGGUGGGGGGUGGCGGAGGAGGCGGCGGACAAGGACGUUCUCGACAAGGACAGCGCCAGCGUGACCGACCACGCGGCGCUCGCGGCCGCGCGCGCCCGCCAAGACGCCGCACAGCGCCAGCGCACGCGCGAUGCGUGCACGCGCGACGUCGACACGGCGGCGCUCUACGACCACUGCACGGCCAUCGGCCUCGAGUACGGCCCCACAUUUGCCAACCUGACGGCGGCGCGGGCCGGCGCGGCCACGCCCGCGGACCCCACGCACUACAUUGCCGGCACCGUGGUGCUGCCCGACGUGGCCGCCGUCAUGCCGGCGCGCCACCACAGCCCGCUGGUCGUGCACCCGGGCACGCUGGACGCGUGCCUGCACGGCAUCAUGGCGUUCCGCGACCUGCUGCAGGCGGCCAUCAUGCCCGUCUUCUUUGCGCACAUCUCCAUCGACGCCGCCCUCGCGCGCGUGGCCGCCGGCGACGCCCUCAACGUGUAUCUGGGCGUCCAGCAGAGCGGCUUCCGCAACCUCGACAUCCACCUCACGGCGUACGGCGGGACGGACGCCGACGCGCCGCUGAUUCGCAUGGACGGCCUGCGCAUGACGUCACUGGCGGGAUCGAUGCCGUCGGGCGGCGGCGGUCACAACGGUCACAGCGGCAGCAGCGGCAACCCCCCCAAGACGUACUUCCAGGCCGAGUGGCGGCCCGACCCGGCGUUCCUGUCGUCGGCCCAGUUCGACGACCUCUGCGCCCACCUGAUGCCGGACGAGGCCGAGAGCGCCGCGCUGCGCCGCCUCGACCAGGGCGCGUUCUACAUGGCCGACGCGGCUGUGGCGCAGGUGCCGCCCGACGCCGUGCCCGCGCUGACGACCAAGGGCCGCAAGCUGUACGCGUCGCUGCGGCGGCAGCGCGACGCCGUGCUCGCGCUGCACGACGCGCUGCCCGGCGCCACGGCCAAGGCCGCGCCCGUGCACGCCGACGACAUUGCGUCGUGGCCCAACGCGUCGCCCGCCGAGCGCGCGGCGCUGCUCGACGCGCUGGCGGCGACGGGCGCCGAGGGCCGGCUGCUGGCGGCGGUGGCGGCGCGCAUGCACGAGAUUGUGCUGGGCACGGCGGACCCGCUGGAGGUGACGAUGCAGGGCGACGUGCUGGGGCAGUACUACGCGCACAACCCGCGCAUGGCGCGGCAGUACCAGCAGGCGGCCGUGUACGUGGACCUGCUGGCGCACAAGAACCCGCACAUGCGCAUCCUCGAGAUUGGCGCGGGCACCGGCGGCGCCACGCUGCCGCUGCUGCAUGCGCUGGGCGGCGGCGGGGACGGGGACGGCCGGAACACGCUGCCGCGCUUCGCGUCCUACGACGUCACCGACAUCAGCUCGGGCUUCUUCGAGGCCGUCCAGGCCAAGACGCAGCCGUGGGCGUCGCUGCUGCGCUUCCGCCGCCUCGACAUUGAGCGCGACCCCGUCGCGCAGGGCGUCGCCGCCGGCGCGUACGACCUCGUCGUCGCCGCCAACGUGCUGCACGCGACGCGCAACAUGGCCCGCACCGUGCGCCACGCGCGGCGGCUGCUGCGGCCCGGCGGCACGCUGCUGCUGAUUGAGCUGGUGCGCGUGCCCCAGCAGCGCGUGUCCACGGCCGCCGUCGGCAACAUCUUUGGCAUCUUUGACGGCUGGUGGGUCGCCGAGGAGCCGCACCGCCAGGACUCGCCGCUGCUGGCCGAGGCGCAGUGGGACGCCGUGCUCAAGGCGGAGGGCUUCUCGGGGCUCGACGCGGCCGUGUGGGAGACGCCGGACGUGGCGACGCACCAGGGGACGACGAUGAUUAGCACGGCGGUAUAUGUCGAUGGCGCCGAAGGCGGCAGCGACGUCAACGAGACGACGGAGACGGAGACGACGGGGACGGAGACGACGGAGGCGCCGGAGACGCCGGAGACGACCAACACCGUCACCGAGACAGAGCCCAACACCGACGCCCCCCCCGUGGCUCGCGUCCUUGGCCAAGGCCCUCGCCCUCGCCCUCCCCUCCCCCCCGGCACCGACGUCCCCGUGCACACCCUCGACGACCUGCCGCCCAUCACCGACCGCCACGUGUGCGUCGUCUACCAGACCGACCCGCAGACGCUGGGCCCGCAGACGCCCGCCAGCAUGGACAAGAUGCGCGCGCUGUUCCUGCGGCCGGCCGGCACGAGCGGCGGCCGCGUGCUGUGGCUGACGCGCGGCGCGUCCGACGGCGCGAGCGCGCCCGACUUUGCGCUCGUGCAGGGCCUGCUGCGCACGCUGCGCGUCGAGCUGGGCGGCCGCCUGGUGCACCUGGACUUGGACGUGGAUGUGGACACGGGGGCCUCGGCGGCCGAGCAAGACCCCUCCGUCCACACGGUGGCCCGCGUGUAUGCCAAGUCGUUUGGCCGCGCGACCGACAUUGCCACCGACGGCCGCCCCGCGGACGUCGAGCUGGAGCUGGCCGUCCGCGGCCGCCACGCGACGGUGCACAUCCCGCGCUACGACGAGGCCCGCGCGCCCUCGGACUACGUGGCCGCGCGCACGGGCCGGCGCAUCGCCGUGCCCGCGUCCCCGGUGCAGCCCGGCCGCCACCUGCAGCUCAUGGUGGGCCAGCCCGGCCUGCUGGACAGCCUCUACUUUGACGACGCGGACGCGGACGCGGACGCCGACCUGCCCGACGACCACGUCGAGAUCGCCGUGCGCGCCGCCGGCCUCAACUUCCACGACGUCAUGGUGGCCAUGGGCCAGAUCGAGACGCGCGCGCUCGGCCGCGAGUGCGCCGGCGUCGUGCGCCGCGUCGGCCGCGCCGUCACGGCGGUGCGCGUCGGCGACCGCGUGGCCGCGCCGGCCGACGGCACCUUUGCCACGACGGUGCGCUGCGCGGCGUGGCGCGCGCAGGUGCUGCCGGACAGCCUGUCGUUUGCGGCGGCGGCGGCGCUGCCCAUUGUGCUGUGCACGGCGCUGCACGCGGUGCGCAUCACGCAGCUGGCGGCGGGCGAGACGGUGCUGAUCCACGCGGCCUCGGGCGGGCUGGGCCAGGCGCUCGUGCAGCUCUGCCAGCAGCGCGGCGCCGUCGUCUACGCGACGGUCGGCACGCCGGCCAAGAAGCAGCUGCUGGUCGACCAGUACGGCCUGGACCCGGCGCACAUCUUCAGCAGCCGCGACGACGGGUUCGCCGACGCCGUGCGCCAGGCCACCGGCGGCGCCGGCGUCGACGUCGUCUUCAACGUGCUGGCCGGCGAGCUGCUGCGCGCGUCCUGGCGCUGCGUCGCCGCCUUUGGCCGCUUCGUCGAGCUCGGCAAGCGCGACCUCGGCCGCAACGGCCGCCUCGACAUGGCCCCCUUUGCCCGCAACGUCACCUUUGUCGCCGUCGACCUCGUCGCCCUGCUCGCCGCGCGCCCGCGCUACGGCGCCGCGCUCUGGGCCGACAGCAUGGACCUCGUGCGCGCGGGCGUCGCCCGCGCGCCCGCCCCGCUCACCGCCUACGCCUACGCCGACGCCGUCGCCGCCCUGCGCACGAUGCAGGCCGGCCGUCACGUGGGCAAGCUGGUGCUGGUGCCGGAGGCGACGGAGGCGACGGACGCGACCAAGACAGCUGUCGUGCUGACCGCCCCCGUCAUGUCGCCGCGCGUCCCCCCCGUGCGCCUGCGCGCCGACGCCAGCUACCUCCUCGUCGGCGGCCUCGGCGGCAUCGGCCGCGCCCUCGCCGCGCGCAUGGUCCACGCGCUCGGCGCGCGCCACCUCAUCCUCCUGUCGCGCGGCGACGUCGUCACCGACGUGGCCGCCGCCGCCGUCGCGGACCUGCGCGGCCGCGACGGCGGCGGCGCCCGCGUGCACGUGGCGUCCAACUGCGACGUGGGCCGCGGCGACCAGCUCGCGGCGGCGCUCGCGGCGGCGCAGGCGGCCGGCUUCCCGCCCGUGCGCGGCGUCGUGCACCUCGGCCUCGUCAUGGAGAGCGCCCUCUUCCAGGACAUGUCCAGCGCCGCCUGGAACCACUCGCUGUGGCCCAAGGUCGCCGGCACCUGGAACCUGCACCGCCAGCUGCCCCAGGCGCCCGGCGCGCUCGACUUUUUCGUGCUGCUGUCGUCCAUGGUCGGCACCAUUGGCAACCCCAGCCAGGCCGCCUACGGCGCCGCCUCCACCUUCCAGGACGCCUUUGCGCGCUACCGCCGCCGCCGCGGGCUGCCGGCCACCACGCUCGACCUCGGCAUGGUCACGGGCAUCGGCUACGUGGCCGAGCACGGCCAGGUGCAGCAGACGCUGCGCUCCCAGGGCUUUGAGGAGAUCAGCGGCGACGAGUGCCUCGCGCUCGUCGAGUCGGCCAUGCUGGGGGGUGACGAGGACGGGUUGGAGGCUGCCGGGACCGCCUGGUCCGCCAACUACGUCACCGGCCUCGGCCUCGGCCGCUACGCCGGCGGCGACCCCGCGCGCGCCAUCUACCAGGACCCGCGCUUCGCCAUGGCGCGCCGCAUGGCCCUUUACGCCGCCGCUGGUACCAAUGCCAAUGCCAAUGCCGAUGCCGAUGCCGACCCCGGUACGAAUGACACGCCCACGCGCUCCCUCCGCGAGGCCGUGCGCCAGGCCGCCUCCCUCGCCGACGUCGUCGCCCUCCUCGCCGCCGCCCUCCGCGCCAAAAUCACCGCCCUCCUCAUGCUCGCCGCCGAGGACGACCUCGACCCCCACAAGCCCCUCAGCCAGUACGGCCUCGACUCCCUCAUCGCCGUCGAGCUGCGCAACUGGGUCAGCAGCGAGAUGGAGGCCACCGUGCCCGUCCUCGAGUUCCUCGGCAGCCGCACCACCCAGUCGCUGAGCGGCUUCAUUGCCCGCCAGUCGCGGCUGGUCAAGAAGGAGUUGCUGGAGUGA